UUUUCAAAUCUAGGCAAAAAAAAAAUUUGUGUCACGUUCUGAUUAGUAGUUUAGUUUUUCAUAAUUUUUCACGAAUAACAACCGAAAAUACGAUAAACAUGUGCGAUUCGGAAAACGACGAAUUCGAGAGUGCUGAUGAAGAGUUCGAUGAAGGUAAAAAUCGCCAGACACCAGAUAAUUCCAAGAAAGACACUGCUCUCAAAUCUGUACCACCGUCUGACGUGGAGAAAAUUGUAUCGGAAUCGUCUGACGAAAUUGUUCAAAACACAGACCUUCCUAAAACGGGAGGUAUUCGUAAGAUAAUUCGUCCAGAUAAGGACCAUAUGAAGAAAGCAACACUGGCUGUUUCUCAGAAGAAGGAACCGGAAAAACCAAUACCUCGGGUAGAGCCUGAAGUUGCAAGUGGAGAUGGAUGGGAUGAUUUCGAAGACGAUUGGGGCACAUUUGCAAAAUCAGAUGACACUGAAAUCGAAAAAUCCGUCGGAAACAAAACAUGCUUCAAAGAUGUCGACAUAGAUGAUGUGGAAUGCAAGCUGAAAGACUUCAUGGUGCGUCAGAAGGAUCCAGGGGAUGUCAGUUCGAUGUUGGAUCGAUUGGCGAACAAAAACAAACCAGCCGCGGAAAGCCAAUCAUGGGGGGGUUGGAAACCCAGUUGGGGAGGAGCAGCUGUUUCUUUUCUUUCAUCGGCUUCCAAAAGCGUCGCUUCGAUUACAACCAAUAUUACACAGGUUAUUGAGUCUGGAAUAGGUGUUCCAACUCCGGAAGAAAUGGCAAAACGGCAGGCUGAGCAAGAGGCCAAACUAAAGGCCGAUGGAUACAUACCUGAGAAUCAAACAACUCCUUCAGAAUCCACCGAUCGCUUCGGAUUUGAUCAGAUCGUCUCCGGAGUGACACAAAUCAGCAGUAAAGUAAUAACGGGUGGCUUAGAUACUCUGGAAGGCAUUGGCAAAAAAACUAUGACAAUUCUGCAAGAAAAUGACCCUGGUAUUUUGAGUAAGGGCAAAUUAUUAGGAGGAAAAGACGGUGUCGUUUUAAGUCAAGUUUUGCGAGAAGCUAAAGAGAAAACUGAAGAGCGAGAACGUAAUUUGAAGCAGGUUCAAAAACACCUUUACAGAAAAAAGUUACAUUUUGAAACCCUAUUUGACGAUUACCAUGGUCUCGUUCAUUUGGAAGCCUUGGAAAUGCUUUCGAAGCAAGCUGCUCUCAAACUCGAAUCUCUGAUGGCACCUCUCACCGGAAUAGCUUUAGAGGAGCUUCAAGAAACUAUGAAUGAAGUCAAAGAGCUUUGUGAACUACCAGAGUCGGAAAAUGAUGAUACCGAUGGAACUCACGCAAUUGAUGAAUUAGAGACGAAAUUAAAGGAAGCUGUGACAGAUUUGGACAACGUCAAAAUCGACUUUCAGGAUUUGUUGAAAUGUUGGCAAGAAAACGUUGAGUGGUUGACGGAGGAACCCAGAAAGCCUCAAAAUUCUCAACAAAUUUUUGAAAAAGCCAUGCAUGCUUUGGCACAAACUACAGCCCUCUGUGUCUUGAGAAUGCACAAGCUUGCUGAAAUCCUACUCAUAUUGGACCAUCACAGCACGGCGAAUGAAGCAGAUGCGCUCGUUCAAUUAACAACUGUAUUCUGUUGGCAUUUGAGUGGAGUGGCCGCUAGGUUCUCCGGACAGCUGAGCAAAUCGAAUCAAAAUGAUCACAAUCGACGUUCAGGGGGAGAAGACAGUGACAACGCUCUUAUUACGAACAUAUUCCUUGAAGGUUCCAACAGUAUCUCGUACGUUCAGAAUGCUUUCCAAUUAUUUAUCCCAAUUUUGCAAAUUGGAGCAGCGUAGAUUAUUCAGUAGCAUCAUAAAGUCUAACUUUGGUGUAUUGGGGUUUCUUCUUCAGUAAAAAAUAUAAGAUUAUGGUUGUUUCCAACGUGUGAAGUGUAAUAUGCUAAAAAAUGUUGUUAUAAUACAAAAACAAAAUAUUGAAGUGCUAGUUCAACUAAAAUGAAUUCCUGCUUCAUUAAAGGCGUGUAAAACGGACAUAAAAUCAUCAGUAUCCAUUGUCCGUGCACGUUUAACACCGGCAUCAAUUUUUUCCAAUAUUUGCUCCACUUUUUCCUUGAAAUUGAGAUCCUCCGGUACAUCCUGGUUCUUCAAAGAACAAUGUACUUUGUAAUUUUGUUCCAGUGCCGUUAAAACCGUCGUCUGUUUGAACGCAGCUGCCAAUGUUUUAUUUUUUCGUAAAAACGCUAUCCGCGUAAGUCCAUCCCAUUCGGUAUAGUUUAUCGGCGGAGGAGGAUUCCGUGGUUCAAUUCUUACAACGCUGGAUUCUACCUUAGGCGGUGGUCUGAAAUUGUUCUUCCCCACCUUCAUCAGCAUAUCAACACGGGCCAGCAGCUGUGUAUUGACGCUCAGUCGGCAGUAAAGUUUGUCGCCUGGUUUAGCUACCAAACGUUGGGCAAACUCUAACUGGAACAUGAGAACAGCGCAACGGAAAAACGGUCUGUGCAGCAGCAAUUUGAAUACGAACGGCGAACUGAUCUGGUACGGCAUAUUGGCGACACAGCAAUCGAAAAAUGGAAGAUCAGCCUUUAGAACGUCUCCUAUCAGAAUUUGCAGUUUGCAUUGCAUCGGAGUGCCCUGAACGCGCUUCUGCAACUCAGCCACCAGACGAGGAUCAAUUUCACAGGCUAUAACUUUUUUGACGCGCUCCAAUAUUUUCACCGUCAUGUUACCUGUACCUGGACCAAUUUCGAGAACCACAUCCGUAGGUCGCAAGGCUGCUUUUUCCAACAUUGAAGUAACGAUGAGAG
Uranotaenia lowii is the source of this 2797-nucleotide messenger RNA. RefSeq names its product protein FAM114A2. The coding region runs from base 99 to 1829 and encodes 576 amino acids. The transcript has 3 exons. NCBI's taxonomy places the organism in Eukaryota, Metazoa, Arthropoda, Insecta, Diptera, Culicidae. The record is from RefSeq and is a predicted model, not a curated record.